Molecule: messenger RNA, 11496 nt
Organism: Schistocerca americana (American grasshopper)
Lineage: Eukaryota; Metazoa; Arthropoda; Insecta; Orthoptera; Acrididae
Product: nuclear factor related to kappa-B-binding protein
Exons: 24
Coding region: 120-5609 (1829 amino acids)
Cellular component (GO): Ino80 complex
Molecular function (GO): protease binding
Source: RefSeq, a predicted model, not a curated record
GUCCGCCAUGCCCUCCACGGUUGGAUUCUAUAAUAUCUGCAAUGCAGACCCAGGAUACCAAACGUGGAGGGCGUUGAAAUUAGACAAAACCUAAAAAACUGCACCCAAAAGCCCGAAAAAUGGAACUAGAAUAUUCAACAGUGUCGUCUGAAGCCAGCACAGAGAGUUCAGAAAUAUCUCAAGAACUAAAUACUCUCGAAGAAUGUCGAAUAGAAGGUGUGCGUCUACAACUGCCACAAGGCUUGUGCGAAAACAAGGAGAUAUUCAAGGAAUUUUUCUCUUUAAAGACAUGGCAAGAGUGUUUUACAGAGCAACAGAAGCAGCACCUCAGGAAUUUUCUACCAUCUUUCCCUGAGAAUGAUGCACAAGAAAAAGAUGAGACCCUUCGUAGGUUGUUUGCUCGAGAAAAUAUGCGGUUUGGUGUGCCGCUCAACGACUUUCACAUGCGGCUUAAAAAUGGCUUCUUCAGGCCCGACAUUGCCAAAAUGAGAUCACUUAUUCGGAAGGCAGAAGAGCGAGAAUAUGGAAUGUGGCAGCGGAACUACUUCAGACGAGUGAUGAAGGCGGUAUUGCUGUCUCGUCAACAUUACUUGGAAGAAGCAAUGUCACAGCCACCUGGUCACCACCGCCACACUCGCUCGAAUGACACGACAUCUCAUCAACCGUUCUCCACUUCUCCGGCAGAAUCGUUGCCAGGCUAUACAAACAAUGCAUCCUUUUCUGCGGCUAAAAAAAUUGCUGCAGAAAGCCGUGCUCGUAGGCGCUACUUUCGAGAGCUUGCUGCUGUCCGUGAGGAAGUUGGCCAGAGUGACCACAGUUCUGAAGAUGAGAACUAUCCUGAAGGUCCUCCGCCCAGACUGAGCAAAAGGCAGAAACGGCAACUGGCGGCUCUUCAGAGCUCACUGCGGACGGACUCCGGCGGCUUCGUCGCCGGCGGGGAGAACAGUCCCACGCGGCACUGGCCCGCCGUCGCGUCUACUCUGUCUGUCCGGUCGGGGGAUGUCGGCGGUGGUGCCGGGGACCUUCUGCUGGCCGGGCUGGAUGCAGGGUAUGCCAGUGCGAGUGGCAGCCUGUACGAGCCAGGGGAGGAGACCUACCGCGCCAUGCUCUACCGCCACAAGAGGCGAAGAGCGCACGGAGAUUCACAUCCGGAUCUGGAGACCCACGGUAUCUCGAUACACGAUGUGGCAACGAGGGCGCAGAUGGCUAAGAGACCGAUUCCCGCGACACCUCCGCUGCGCUGCCCUCCCUCCUCCAGCCCCACGCCGAAUGCUACCUCGUCGCCUGUUAGCACACCUAGUCACCACUACCAGCAGCAACGAGCGGCGACACCACCGAGUACACCUCACGAGGGAGGGAAGGUGACCGUAAAGCGCCAGAACAUGCCGGCGAGGGCAGGGAGUGGGAAAGGAAGCAGUGCUGACCAUCAGCAUGUCAACAACAGGGCGCCUCAUCUUCGCAUUGCUAGCCCACAGGUAACCAAUGCUGGAGCCAACAGUUCAGAGAGCUCAGAAAGUGGGGAUGAAACUGAAUCUGAAUCGGAAGAUGCUGUCGACGAUAAGACAGGCCUUUUGCCAAUGUCUGUUAAAGAAGAACUUAUGGUGCUACCAGAAAUUAAGACAGAACCUAUCGAAGACACAGAACCAUCCCCCAGGGCAAAAGUACGGCGGACUAACAGCGUUGGGUCUUCACCUCGAGGUGCCGGGAAAGCAGUGCAAUCGCAAUCGCAUCCGAACAACCGUAGUAGUCAGCAGCAGCAGCAACAGCAACAGCAACAACAACAACAGCAACAGCAGCAGCAACAGGUGCAGGUGAAGAUGGAGCCAGCAGAGACAGUGCACCAGCAGGUGCAGAUGAUAAAGCUGGAGCCGGGUGAGGCGUGGACCACCAAGCAGGACGGCUCGGCCACGAUAGUGCUGGACCGGCACAGCUCGUCAUUGCUGCAGCAGCAACAGCAGCAGAAGCAGCUGCAGAGGCAGGAACAGCAGAAGCAACAGCAGCGACCAGAGCAUAAGCAGCAGAAGCAGCCGUACCAGCCGCGCCUCGUACACGUCCGAAAGGCCUACAACAUCGCCACCCUGCAGGACCUUGACGGCAUCGACAUGAUGAACCUGCCUGUCGACCUGGAAGAUUCUUCUGACAUAAAGCCAGCUCCUGAGCUGAUGCAGGAGACGCACACCUGCUUCUUCUCGUUGAUCCGAGAUGUGAUUUGCUCGACGGUGCAACACCGGAUGGCAAUGCCGACCCUCCAGGAUAGGUUGCGGGCCUGGCAGGAGAACCCCAUCUCGCCCCUCAACGACUGGUACCACCUGGCACCUGACUCGUGGGUCAGCUUGCUGCCCUCUGCCAUCGGUUUCCUCUGUGGUGACUACCCUGAUUUUCAGCCAGACGAAUUUGUGCCGUAUUUGGAACGCAAACCGAACCAAGCGUACCAGUGGAUUGGUGCUGGGAGGGACUCGGACUCCCACCUGCUGCCACUCUGCCAGCACUGGCUGCUGCGCCGGGACGAGAUGCGAGCCGUCGGGCCGCGGCCACCACCGCCCCCGGCGCAGCACGGGGGACCUGGCGGGAGGCGGCACUCCCACCACGGCCGAGAGAGGGAGAGGGAGAGGGAGAAGGGCAGUGCGGGGGCAGAUCACGUGAGGGUGGCGGACGCCUCGGAGGGAGACGGCGGCGAGGUGCCGGGGCAGAGCACGGAUGACGACGACCGCGCACAGUCUCCACCGCCGCCCAGAUGCCCCACGACUUGGGUGGUGCGGCCCAGCACUGCUGCCGAGAAGGAGAUCUACCGGGAGCAGGAACGCCGCCGAUAUGAAAAUCCUCACAAGGCUUUCACUUUUCGGAUGCACGGUUACGAAUCUGUUGUGGGCCCCGUCAAGGGAGUUUACAAUCAGAGUGCUGGGCCCAACAAGCCACGAGGGCAUUCUCUGCUAGUUGGUGAGAGGCCAAAUUUUGUCACCAUCCUAGCACUUGUGCGUGACGCGACGGCCCGCCUGCCCAACGGCGAGGGCACGCGCUCUGACAUCUGCGAGCUGCUGCGCGACUCUCAGUACUUGGCUCCGAUUGCCCAGGAGAACUACCUGCAUUCUGUGGUGAGCGGGGCGCUCGACCGCCUGCACUACGAGCCGGACCCCUGUGUCAAGUACGACACCAAGCGGAAGAUCUGGAUAUACUUACACCGCGGCCGCUCUGAGCAGGAAUUUGAGAGACUCCAUCAGCAACAACAAGGUGUGACGAAGGCUAAGAAGCCCCUCGGACCACGUAAGCCCGGUGGACGGCGCCCGAGGCAAGAAUCUCAGCAAGGGGGUGUGCUGGCCAGCGUCACUUCUGGAGAGCAGUUGCAGUCCACCACGACAGCGUCCUCUGCGGGUGGCGCAGCUCAGCAAGUGGUGGUCACUACCGUGCCAGGGAAGGGCGUGCCAGUGGUUGGCGCCGUGGCGGGGGGACGUGGUGGGCGCUCGAGUGUGCACCAGCAGAUCAGAGUUGCCGGUAGUAGUGCGGGCACUGCCAUCCACAACCUGCAGGUGACCACAUCGGCUGGCCAGCAAACAAUACAGGUAACAACUUCGCAGAACUUGCUGCCUGCCGCGGGAAAAUCCCUACUCGCAGUUUCAAAUCCCGGGGUGGGCUCCGUGCGCGGCACAUCACUCGCGCAGGCUGUGGCUGCCUCCAACGUAGUGACGGCAACCUCGGCAGCGACUGGGCUGCCCGCAUCCUCACAGCAGCAGCAGGUGGUGAAGACGGUGACGCUGACGGCACAGCAAGUGCAGGCAGUCGCGUCUGCGAGGGCGGCAGCGGCCGCCGUGACAGUGACUGCACCGACCACGACCGUAGGCGCCACGUCGCUCAGGAUGGUGGGUACUGCCGGAGCUGUGACCCGUGGCGCCAAAGGGGGCAAAGCUGGCAAAGGUCAGGGCCGAGAGAGGGUGCGCAGGACGCAGCCAAUCACAGCAGCGAGUCUCAUGACGACAAUGGCGGGCGGCAAUGUGUCGCUUUCAGGAGGACAGGUUGUAACGGGCACCGGCAUUGCCACCACCGUCACCUCCCCUCUGGUUCGACAGGUUGCGGGGCAACAAGUUGUUAAUCUGCAACAGCUGCAGCUGCUGGGCGGGUCCCGCAGCCCGCAGCCCCAGCAGCAGCAGCAGCAGUCGGCCUCUGGCGGGUCACCAAAGCUGCAGAGCACGGCAGUGCAGCAGCAGGCACAGCAGGUGGUGGCGGGUGGGAAGGCAGUGGGGCUGACGGGCGUGAAGCUGGUGGGCGCCAUGAAGGCCCUGCAGCAGCCGGGUGCCGACCAGCAGACCAUCCUCAUCAAGCAGGGCUCGGCCGUCACCACGCAGCAGGUGUCUUCCCAGCAGCAGCAGGUGCUGCAGCAGCAGGCCAAGGCGAUAGCACAGCUGCAGCAGCAGUUACAGCAGCAACAACAGCUGAAGCAGCAGCAGCAACAACUAAAGCAGCAGUUGCAACAACAGCAGCAGCUGAAGCAGCAGCAAACUACGAUUGCCACUGUCGGUGGGACGGUUGUGAGUGCGGCCCAGCAGAGAUUAGUCACAUCCGUGUCGGUCCUCGGGAGCGGCCAGCCGCAGGCUGCACGGGUCGUCACCAGGGUUGGCGGGAAACCGGUACCAGUUGCCAUCUCCACGCAGCAGCAACAACAACAACAACAGCAGCAGCAGCCGCAGGCACCUGUGGUGGCAAAGGUGUUUACCAAUGCGCAGGGCCAAGUUAUCUCCAUGGAAAGCCUUCUGGCACACCAUAAGCAGCAUGGGACUCUCCCACAGGGGACGGCGUUACGUGUGACGACAUCGACAGCCGCAUCCGUUAAGGCACAGCAACAGCAGCAACAACAGCAACAGCAGCAGCAAGUGUCUGCUCCCACGGCCAGCCUCAUACAGAUACCGGGAGCAGCGACGCAGUUUGCGGUGGUGUCGCAGGGCAGCCUGUUGUCGGUGGCAGGCAGCGGAGCCAGUGCACAGACGACCUCUGCCCCCAGAAUACUGCAGGCUACCCAGUUACAGCAGCAGCAACAGCAGCAGGCGGCAGUGAAACUGGUGCAAACGCAGGGCGGCACCAUCGCGAGCACUGCACAAGCAACGCAGCUGAGAGUCGUGGGGACGGCGGGCACUGCAACGGCAGCUGGCAUCAACUUGGCACACAUCGGUGGCAAGCCUGUCAUCAUCGCGGCAGGCAAAGGGCAGGCAGCAGGCCAGAAUGUGCUGCUGACGACAACGCAAGCGAGCAGCGGGCAGACGCAGCAGCAGACGGUGGUCCUCGCGUCGAGGGCGCAGGGCGGGGCCCUUGUGCUGCAACCGGGGGCUGCUGGCGGGGCGCAACAGAUCCUGCUGCCACCGGGCGCUCUCAACCUGAAGACGUUGCAGGGACUCAAGGUCAUCCCGCUGUCUCAGGCCACGGCAGCUGCCGCAGCGAAAGGUCGGCAGCAGGUUUACGCACGCAUCCUGAGCCCUGGCAUCCGAGCUCAGGGGGCGACUAUUGCUACCAGUGCAGCCAACAUCAUGGUUGCAGCACAGCAACAGCAAUCGGGAGGAGUGGCAGCACAUGCUGUCGGAGGUGCGGGUGACAACACUGGAUCUGGGACCAACCCUGACCAGUGAAGCUGUAAAUGUAUUUAUAAAUUGCAUGUUAAACCUGUUAGAUUGGACUGCUAAGAAGAUGAACAGAGUAUGCUCUCGGAUUGGGGUAAAGCAAAACACCAGCGAGGACCCAUCAGCUGUUGAAAACUGCUCGUCUGCUGUUAACAGAGUGUGAACACUUAAGUACCUGAAUGCCUAACAUUGCUGAGAGAGCAUGAGCUCACCACUGGCAUAAUUUCUUUUAUUAUGCAUUGUUUGUGCCGUACAGAAACAUCCUGUUCUUUUGUAUUUUUUUUUUUUUAAUGUAGAAAAAAGAGUGAACUACUUCAUGGCUAAGUACAUUCCUUCAGAAAGUACUAAUCUGUACAAUUUUUUAAAUGUGUUUUACUGUGGAGAAGGAACACUACUUUCUCAUAUGACGUAUUCUAAUCAGUUAUACAGAUUACCGCAUUUUGUAAUUACUUUAUUUUUGCUGGUGCAUUGUGGCAGGCUUGUGUAUAAGUACAGAGCCAAAACGAUUAAAAAAUUGUACCCAACAUUCAUUAUUGGAGUUGCGCACCCAAAAGAAAUUGAUGUAAAAUGUGACUUUUGCAUUACUUUUCAGGAUGUUCAUACAGUUUAAAUUCUGUUUGUUUGAUACUGUUGUUGUCUCUGUUGUGUGUGUUUCUUUUGAUUUUAAUUUUCCAUAUUUACUUUCAAAAGAAGCUAUUACUGCCUCUAGGAAAGAAAAAAAGAGGAAAAUUUUUUAUUGUGAUUUCUUCUAUUAUCAUAACUUGAAAUGUAUAACUGCAAUUUCUUUGCAAUCUGCAAAAUUUUAUUCGUAACGAGCAGAUUUCAAGAGAAAAACAAACUACUUCAAGUGUAGAAUGGGAGUAAACAGUCCGUGUCAGUCACCAUCUUUCUGGAUAUAUUAAUGGAAUAAGAAAUAAAAAUAAUAAGAUGUCUAAGUGUGCAGAAACUGAUAAAUAUUUUUCUUAGUAGUUGUAGAUCAUACCUUUUUGGGAUAAUACAUUUUUGGGACAGCCAAGUCCCAAAUAGCUGAAUAUACUCACUGAUCUGUGUUAAGACAUGCAUUAGCAGUGUAUCAAAAAAUUAAUUUGUAGGGACAUGCCUACCAUCUAUGUAUAAAUAACAACAAGUUUGAAAAUAUAUGGAAAUAAACAGACAGCUGUUCAUAAGAAUAUCCCAUGAGCUUUGAUUAUAAAAGAAAGAAAUAACGUUUUAGAACAGAUUGUGUUUUUAGUAGUUUUUUGGUGUUUCAGCCAUCUACUGAGCAACAGCAGUACUAUUUCCAAUUCCCACUAGUUCUCUCAAAAUGUUACAGUUUUCGGUAACGUCUCAUGUUGUAUCGUCACCUGAACGAGUUUAUCUCUUCUUUUUGGUAUGUUAAUUCCAUUUUUUCUAUUUUCUACAUUAAUGGUGUACUUCUUAGUGUUCAGCUAUGUAGCUUCCAUUUUAAGCACAAUAUUUCGAUGCCCGACCCAGUCAUCUCCUUCAGGCGCUGAGAGUUGUGCUGUGGCAUGUACUCACCGUCUGGACUCCAACCACACUAUGAACUAUCAUUGAUCUUGUGCCGUUGUAUAUAGCUGAUUUUGAAUUCAACUGCUAACGUCCACAGUGCCUUCUGAGGCUCUUUAGUUUUUCAGAGCCUGUACUUACAUUCUGUAGAACGCAUAUUCUGCCAGUGUUUCCCAGGUCUGGUGGAUGUGAUGGCUGGUGAGAUCAUAUCUGAGUGCCGGGCCCCAAUCUGUGUUGAAAUUGUAACCUCUGUCUCUAUUUAUUAGGUUUAUUGACAUACUUGUUUCGAUACUUUCCUUAACUGUGCUGUCCCAGAAACUAAUCUCACUGUGUUUCGCUUGGUGGUUUUAAUGGGGUGUGUCAUUGAUGUUCAUUGCAUCUCUCUUUGACUGUUCUGAUAGUCUGCCCCACACAAGGUGUGACACCUUCAUACCGAACUCAGCUUUCAGAGACCUCAGUCAUCUUUAACAGUACAAAGAAUGCUUUUUAUCUUAGUUAAAGGAAACAGAAUACACUGGAUGCCCUGUCUCCCUAGAAGUCUACCAAUCUUUCCAGACAUUGGCAAGCAUAAGGUAAAUGAGUGAGUUUUAGUUUCUCUUUGCCUGUCUCCGUUUCAACCUCUUUCUCAGGUGUCCUUGAUUUUGACUCAGAUUGAUGAUCGGAGUAACCACUCCUUUGGAACACUGUUGGUAGGUGUUGUAACUCUUCGGCUAGGCUCUCCUUGUCCGAUUUCUGUGGACAACAGUCUUUAGCACUGAAUAUCUGGGUGACAGAUGGUGAUCGCUCAACGUGAGGGGACGGAGGUUGAUGUGCAUGAGUUUUCUGUAUGCACUGUGACCCAUCAAUACCAUAGAUCUUCUGUUAACAUUUCAAGUAAAGGUAGCUAGUCCUCUUCUUCAACACAGCUGAACAUCUGCCUGGGAGCAUACCAUUAAUGAGCCACACUGAGAAAAUCUGAGAGAUCACAUUUAUUAUACUCUUUUUCAAAACUUUUCCCCUUUGUGACUUGGAGAAUGUCUCCUGUCUGGAUGUCUCCUAUAACACUACGCUUCAGAGGCUUCUGAUAUUUUUAUUUGUGUCUUCCCUAUUGUACAAAUCGUGCACCCACACAUGUCCUAUGCUCCAAAUACAUGGUUUUGUGAAUCUUUUUGUGAUCUUGAGCUUUAUAUUAUUGGAUGUUAGUAGACAUUGCUUUUUAUAGAAAGACUUUUUGCCUUGUGCAUUCUUGGCUAUUGUGCCCUUCUUGUCUAUUCCUUCUUUAACUGUUCAGUUAUAGAGAUAGCAAAAUGCCUUCAUCUCAUGUUAAAUUUUGAUAAUGGAAGUCCUGGUAGGAUGUAAGUAAUUAUAAACAAAGGUAACAACUUACUGAAUAGUAGAGAUGUAGAGUUGUAAACAAGCAGAUAAUUCUUGUUUAAGUGUAACAUUUAGCAACUGAAAGACCCACCUUCUAGGCAUGUGAUUGUCUUUGCUUUCUUUCUGUUUAUGUGCUUACUACAGCUAUCAGCUAGUACAAUUGUUUAUAACAUUCUUCUUCGUUUCCCGUUUUUUGGUUCUUUGCAAUUGAAAUCCUCACCAUCAUUGAUUGAAAUCAAAUAUUUGUCUCUUUUUUUUCGUUACUAGCUGCACAUAGAGUAUAAUGAUAAUUUGUUCUUAUUAUUUAACUUCUUUAAGCUUAAGCUCGUAAUGUUAAAAUUUCACUUUGGGAUUCUGUGUCACAGUACGAGUACCUCCUGUUUAUUUCUGUUCACUGUUGUCUUCAACACUAUCAUUCUACUUACUGUUGAACAUUUUUCUCUUUUUCACAAGGAACAGAACUCCAUAUUUUGUUCUAUACAAAUUUUUGCACACUGUAACAAAUAGUAACAAUAAUAAUAAUUUGUUAUUACAUCAGCAAUGAAAGUGUACUCUAAUUUUGGAUGCAGUAAGUUAUAUUUCAGUAGUACAGAUCACAGGAAAAGACAAAAUAUGUACUUGAAAAGAUAAUUAUUUUCAGUCAUUUAAUUUUAUACUUCACUUCUUCAUAAUAUCAUAUUGGAAACUGAUAUUGUGCUUGCCGCAUUUCAUCGAACUAUCUCUGUGAACACUUUUCCAAUGUAUGCACUAUAGAACUGCAGCAAGUGUUGUUGAUGAGGUGAGGAUUAUAAUGUUUCUCAUAGCUUGGUAUUGCACCAUGGACUAAAAUCCAAUAAUGUAUUUCUGUACCUAUUGUUCAAUGGGCUUGAUUUUUCUUUGUUUUUAUUAGUCCUUUGUUGUCAUGGUCAUCGGUCCAUUUGAACCUGUUUACUGUGUUUAAACCUUCACAAUUUCUGCCUCCCACACUUCCGUCCAUUACCCAAUUAACUAUUCCUCAAUGUCUAAAGAUUUGUCAUAUCAGUCUAACCCUUUGUGUGCUCAAGUUGUGCCUAAAGCUUGUUUCUCUCCAGUCCUAUUCAGUACUUCUUCAUUAGUUCCUCAGUCCACCUACAAAAUUUCCUGUAGCAACACAUGUCAAAAAGCUUCUACUCUUUUCUUGUAUGUAGUGUCUAUAGUUCAUGUUUCACUUCCAUGUAAUGCUCCACUCUACACAAAUAUUUUCAGAAACAGUUUUGUAACACUUAAAUUUGUAUUCAGUAUUAAUAAAUUCCUCAUUUUCAGAAAAUUUUUCCUAACUAUGUGCAGUCUACAUUUUGCGUGUUCUUCACUUACAUUGUCAGCAGUUAUUUUGCUAUCCAAACAGGAGAAUGCAGUCUCUCAUUUCCUAAUCUAAUUCUCCUAGCAUCACCUGACUUAAUUCAGCUCCACUCCAUUACUCUUGAUUUAUGUUUGUUCAUGUUCAUCGUGUACCCUCUUUACAAGACACUAUCCACUGCAUUCAGUUGAUGUUCCAAGUCCUAAGCAACCUGACAGAAUGACAAUCUCAUUUCUUCUUCCUGAACUUAAUUUCUUUUGCAAAUGUCUCCUUAGUUUACUGCUUGCUCAGUAUACAUAUUGAAUAACACAUGGGAUAGGCUACAAUCCUGUCCUCCCCGUUCAUUGUAAAUUACUGCCUCCCUUUCAUGUUCUUUGAUCAUCAGGGCUGCAUUCCUACAUAUUUUCUUAAGCAGACUAAUGAACUGAUAUAGUAACUGAUAAAUUAAGUUGCUUUUUGUGGUGCAUCUUUUCACGGGGACAAAGAUUUUUAGCAGAUAGAGUAUUAAAGACAUUUUCCUAAUGUGAUUUACGUACAGUUGUUGAAAUCUUUUGUGAAUUUUUAAAAUACUAGACACUCAUUUGAUGUAUUUGUUACCAGCUGUCAUGUAUUAGGUUUUAAAGAUGUGUCAUUAGGUGCUCAUUGAAAGAAAGAUAUUUUAUAUGUAUAGUGUGCAUUUUCAUCCCUCUUUUUUUUGCUGUAAUAGGAAUAUAGACUGAUCAGUUGAAAUGUUAUUGUCUAUGUUGCACUGCUAAUGCAUAUUUGAAAAAGGGAGACAAGAAGAGGAGGAAAAGAAGGGAAAAAACAAUAAGAUCAACCACUGUGUGUCAUCGACUUUCACCAAUAUGGUGUGCUCUACGUUCUUCUUAGUCCAGAGAGAGAAUUUGGUGAUUAUGGUUAUUGUAUUUUCUGUUGGACAUGUUAAUUUACUUCUAUAGUCUAUCUAAAAGUGUCAAAAGUUCUCCAAGUUGCUACAAAUACCUCAUUCUGCUUCCUCUCCGUUUUACUGCCUGUAUGAAACAUCCUGAGCUGUAGGUAACAACUGAUUUUAUUUCAGUCCGAUCGUAGCAUGCACAGAGCUUUGUAGUUCUCCUGUCAUUGGGAAAAAGGAAACACAAAAAUAAAGCCAUGGUUCUGUUCAGUUUGUCUUUCUUAAUAGCUGUCUCACGCUUCCUGCCAAAAGGGCAACAUUUUAUUAGGUUAGGAACAAAGAUUUCAGUAUUUAAUAACCUAGCUGUGGAUGUAUGUAGUGUGCUAGCUCUCAAGUGCAAGUUGUAAAAUAAAUUAUUAUUUACAAAUUGUGAACUUGUAGAUUAUUUUUAAAAUAAUAGAUUUUUAUUUACAAAAGAAAUAUUUUUACAAAAAGAACAUGCUUGUAUAUAGUAAUUUAUAAAGUUGGCAGCUUAUAACCGCUCAGAGAGAGAAAUAGAUGUGACAUCAAAGUACAAAAUUGACUCCUUAGCUUAUUACGGUACUCACUAAAAUUAUUGAAAAAAGGCUUUCAUUUUAUAAAGCAAUUUAUUAACAUCAACGAAGAAUGGCACGGGUGGUGAUAUCUUGACUGUGCCGUCCCAUUUUGUAGUAAUGUCCUUAGUAUGUAUGUGCUAAUAGAUCUGCAUUUAAAUGACUUAGGGUGAGUGAAGGUGUGCUUUGUAACAUUUCCUUUUUAUAUAUGUAAUGUGUAAAAAAUGUAAAUAAAUUUUUGACAUUAUUUACUACAGA